AUGACGACACCAACACCACCGCCGCCGCCACAAUCAAAGACAGAGAUCACGGAGUUAGCUGGUGUAACAGUUUCAUCACGACUUCCAGAGUUUUGGUGCGACCAGCCACGGCUUUGGUUUGUGCAAUGUGAAGCAAUAUUAGGACCGCAGAAGAUAAGUGACGAGUCGCGAUUUAACAUGGUAAUCGCCAAACUAGGGAAAUAUGUUAUACAACAAGUUAGUGAUAUACUUCUGAAGCCGCCCGAAACGAAGAAAUACGAUGCUUUGAAGGCUCGACUCCUAACUGUGUACGAAGAGUCUGAAAUAAGGCAAUUCCAGAAGUUAUUAAGUGAAAUGGAGCUUGGCUUGGCUUGGCCUUCACAGCUUUUGCGUCGUAUGAAGGAUUUAGCACGUGAUAAAAUACCUGAUGAAACCUUACGUAUUAUGUGGCAAGGACACUUACCGCCGUCGGUACGAGCAGUGUUAGCAGUCAGUGAAUGUACAGACUUGACCAAUCUUGCAACAGUAGCGGAUAAAAUUGUGGAAACAUCGAGACCAUUGCAGAUAGCAGAAGUACAGGCAUCCACGUCAAACUUCAGUACCAGCAACGAUAACGCUUUUAUAUUGGCCGAGAUAGCCAAAUUGAGCUUGAAAAUAAGAGAUAUGGAACGAUAUAGAGGAAUGUACAGAAACAACGACUAUGGAAGAGGGCGAUCACGCUCUGCAUCUCGAGGACGACGUAACCAAAGUCGCCGCACGCCUGAUAGUCCAAAUUGGUUGUGCUACUACCACCACAAGUUUCGGAAUCAAGCAAAAAAGUGCACAGAGCCCUGCGCGUGGAAAAAGUCUGACGAUCAGGGAAACUAA
Pectinophora gossypiella (pink bollworm) is the source of this 846-nucleotide messenger RNA. RefSeq lists its product as uncharacterized. The transcript has a single exon. The record is from RefSeq and is a predicted model, not a curated record. The coding region runs from base 1 to 846 and encodes 281 amino acids. Lineage: Eukaryota; Metazoa; Arthropoda; Insecta; Lepidoptera; Gelechiidae.